CCGCCCGUAUGUGCGUAUGGUCGUGUAUGGUGUGUCAAAAAUCUAUUUUUCAAAACAUAACCUUAAAAAAUAAAAAAAAUACAUUGAACUAGAUAAAAAAUAGAUUAUUUUUUUAUUCAAUUCGAACUUCUUAAAAAAAGCACUAUUUUAAUUAUAAAGAAAUGUAAAUAAACUGUAGUUUUAGUUUGACAAACAAAAAAUGGACUCAAAAUACGCCCUAAUGGGCAAAUCUCCAUUCAAAUUAAAUGGAGGUAAUGCCAGCUCCGCCAAUUCACACAACACGUUUGCUGUGAAAAGAAAAAUUCCUCAAAUUAAUGGAGGAGGCAAUAAUAAUGCAAGUAAUAAUGUUGGCCUCGAAAAUCGAGGCGAGACUAAAAUUAAAAAACAAAAAACCAAUAAUGAUAAGCAAUCUACCACAACAACAACGAAUGGUGGUAAUGCUUCUCCGAGUGUUGGUGGCAAGACCCAUCAACACCAUCAAAUCAAUCAACAGAAAAUCUCAAUUGAGAAACAACAAAGAAGCCUACCCGUUUAUGGGUGUCGCUUAAAGAUUAUCCAAGAAGUAUGGAACUCAGACACAAUUGUGUUAAUGGGUGAAACGGGAUCUGGUAAAACUACACAGAUUCCACAAUUACUACUUCGCGCAGGCUUUGGCAACAAGGCCAUGAUAGCUAUUACACAGCCACGUCGAGUGGCAGCGAUAACUGUGGCUAAGCGAGUUGCCCAGGAAUUGAAUACGAAAUUAGGUGAAACGGUUGGUUUCACUGUGCGUUUCGAAGACUGCACAUCAAGUUCCACAAAAAUCAAAUUCGUCACUGAUGGUUCUUUAUUGCGAGAAGCAUUGUCUGAUAGGCUUUUGAAAAACUAUUCCGUCAUAAUGUUGGACGAAGCUCACGAACGGACAAUCAAUACAGAUGUCCUCUUUGGCAUUGUCAAGGAGGCACAAAAGCAAAGAAAACUUCGGUGUAUGUUGCCUUUGAAGGUGCUCGUUACAUCGGCAACUAUGGAUAUUGACCAUUUUGCCAAGUACUUUGGUGUCAAGGGCAUGUAUCUGGAAGGUAAAACUUUUCCAGUUAAAGUUAUGCAUACUAAGGAGACACAAAGUGAUUACUUGCAUGCAAUAUUGGUGACACUUUUCGAGAUUCAUAGAAGUGCGCCACCAAAUCAUGAUGUGCUGGUGUUUCUAACUGGUCAGGAGGAAAUUGAAGCGAUGGCACAACAAAUACGAAUGAUCGCUAAGAAUAACACCUUGAAUGCCCCAAAUAUACGUGUAUUCCCCCUCUACUCACAACUACCUCAAAACAAACAGCUCGAAUGCUUUAUACCAUCGCCACCAAAUGCUAGAAAAGUGAUUCUAGCUACAAACAUUGCCGAGACGUCAAUUACAAUUCCUGGCAUUCGUUUUGUCAUUGAUUGUGGUUUCGUCAAACGUCGCAUAUACAAUCCCGAAACUAAUUUGGAUAUUCUAAAAGUGGUGCGAAUAUCACAAGCGCAAUGUUGGCAACGAUGUGGGCGAGCUGGUCGUGAUGCAGAAGGUACAUGCUAUCGGACGUAUACAAAAGAAGAACUAGAAGCAUUUGAAAAAAUGCCAAAGCCAGAAAUCUUGCGUAGUAAUAUUUCAGCUACAGUCCUUCAAUUGCUUGCUCUUGGAAUCGACUGUAAGACAUUUGAUUUUCUAGACAAACCAGCACCAGAUGCCAUUGAUAAGGCAUACAAGCAACUUUUACUCUUGGGAGCAAUCAAAAUCAAUGAUGCCAAAAGUGAAUUGACGACUUUGGGCAAACAAAUGUCACAAUUUCCUCUCGAUCCCAAAUUCAGUAAGCUACUUUUAACUGCACCAGCAUUUGGUUGCUUAGAAGAAAUGCUUAGUUUAGUGGCUAUUUUGUCUGGUGAAAAUAUCUUUGUAUCGAGUAUAGAGAAACGGGAACAAGCUGCUUUGGCCCAUGCGAAGUUUGAGUCUAAGUUAGGGGAUCACUUGAUGCUGCUCAAUGUAUAUAAAGCUUUUGAGAAGACAGACAAAAUUAAGCUCUGGUGCCAUGAUAAUUUCCUCAAUACUAGAAAUCUCCUCUAUGCACGAGAUGUUCGAAAUCAACUGCUCGAGAUCUCACAACGUCUAUCACUUGAAGUAACUAGUUGUGGCAAUGACAUGGACCAAGUUCGAAAAUGCAUUUUAGCUGGAUUAUUUGAUAAUAUAGCUGAAUUACAACGUGACAAUUUCUAUCUGACAGUGUCUGGACGCCAACGUGCCAAAAUUCAUCCCUCGAGUAUUUUACAUGGAAAAUAUCGUCCCGCCUAUAUAAUAUUCACGGAAAUAGUCUUAACCGAACGUAAUUUCCUUCGACAAGUAAUGGAAAUCGAAGCCGAAUGGAUCGAAGAAGUUGUUCCUAAUUAUCCGCAUUUAAGCAGAAUAAGAAAUCCUUUAAAGUAACUAAAAGUAAUUUAUGAAUUUUUAUUUUAUUCCUUUAUAUUAUGAUUUUCUUUUUUUUUCUCUUUAAAUGACCCUUCGUAUACCUAUAAUUAAAAAAAAAAAGGUAUUUUAUACAAAAUGUAAUUUGUAUAUUUGAAUAUUGUUUUAAGGCAUUUUUGUGUAAAUUAAACAAAAAAUUUUACUGUUUUGUUUUAUAUAAAUAUUUUGUGGUUUUAAGAAUUAAAAAACAAAAAAAAAAAAAAUAAAUAAUUAUGUUUAACAAUAGUCAAACGUGAAAGAUUCGAUGAUAGAUCAUGUCGAUCACUACACCUAGCGUACCUUUUUAGAUUCAAAAUAAAUCUUAUCUUAUAACUUUAAA
This is a messenger RNA of Episyrphus balteatus (marmalade hoverfly), 2786 nucleotides long. It is a transcript of the gene ath, whose product is annotated as ATP-dependent RNA helicase DHX33. The record is from RefSeq and is a predicted model, not a curated record. Gene Ontology annotation, molecular function: ATP binding; RNA binding. Lineage: Eukaryota; Metazoa; Arthropoda; Insecta; Diptera; Syrphidae. The transcript has 5 exons. Gene Ontology annotation, cellular component: intracellular anatomical structure; nucleolus. Gene Ontology annotation, biological process: positive regulation of transcription by RNA polymerase I. Bases 200 to 2428 code for a protein of 742 amino acids.